AUGAGUUUCAAAGGUUUUACCAAAGCCGUGGCCAGAGCGCCCCAGAACUUCCGGCAAAAGUUCAACAUGGGCCAGCACACCGAAGACGCCGUCUACGAGGACGCCGAGCGUCGGUUCAAGGAGCUCGAGGACGAGACCAAAAAACUCAGCGACGAGUCCAAGCGGUACUUCACCGCGGUCAACGACAUGCUCAAGCACCAGAUCGGGUUUGCCAAAGCCAUGGAGGAAAUUUUCAAGCCCAUUAGCGGCAAAAUGAGUGAUCCCAACGCGUCGGUGCCCGAGGACAAUCCAGAGGGCAUCGAGGCCAGUGAGUCGUAUCGUGCGCUUGUAGCAGAUCUGCAAACCAUGUUGAAGCCGGACUUGGACCUCAUCGACGAGAAAAUCGUCAAGCCCUCGCAGGAACUGCUCAAAGUGAUCAAUUACAUCCGCAAAAUGGCCACCAAGCGUAACCACAAGAAACUGGACCUCGACCGCCAUCUCAACACCUUGCACAAGUACGAGACCAAGAAAGAGCCCAGUGCUAAAGACGAAGAGCGCUCCUACAAGGCUCAAAGCCAGGUCGAAGUUGCGCAACAGGAGUACGACUAUUACAACGAAAUGCUCAAAAACGAACUCCCCAUUCUGUUCCAAUUGGAGGCAGAAUUCGUCAAGCCUCUGUUCGUGUCGUUCUACUACAUGCAGCUCAACAUCUUCUACUCGCUUUACAAUCGCAUGCAAGACAUGAAAAUCCCAUACUUCGACCUCACUUCCGACAUUCAGGAAGCGUUUUACGCCAAGCGAGGCAAUAUAGAAGAGCAAACUGACUCCUUGACCAUCACACACUUCAAAGUUGGUUACGGUAAGGCUAAGCUCGAGAUGACCAGGAGACGUUUGGGAUCCCAAUCACCCCCACAAUCACCCGUCACCCCUACCUCGCCUCUUGCGGGCUAUUCCCAGCCCGGCUAUUCCCAGCCCGGCUAUCCUCAGCCCGGCUAUUCCCAGCCAACAAGUCCCGUCAGUGCCCCCGGCUUCACGCCCUACGGACAGCACCCCGCUGCGGCUUCUGCAUACGAGAAGCAGCAGCCCGGCUUGGCCGCAGUGUCCACCGGUUACAGUACCCAAGCGGCCGCACCUCCUCCGUACGCGCAAAACGCCGCUGCAACGGGCUACGGCCAACAGCCAGCAUACCCAACGCAGCAACAGCCGCCUGCUGCUGCUGAGUAUCCGGCAUACGGUGCCCCUGCGGCCGCGUAUCCGCCAGGCACGGCUUCUACAAUGGCGGCUUCUACGAUGGCGGCCUCCACGCCUCCCACGACGGCGCCUGCCACGGGAAUUCAUGCUCCUGGCCAAGAAACGGUCACCGCUCUUUACGAAUAUCAAGCGCAAGCUGAUGGCGAUCUGACGUUUCCUGCGGGAGCCGUCAUAGAGGUUGUAGAACGCACUGCGGACGUAAACGGAUGGUGGACGGGCCGUUACAAUGGUGCACAAGGUCUUUUCCCGGGCAAUUACGUGCAAUUGAACAAAUAG
Lachancea mirantina is the source of this 1506-nucleotide messenger RNA. The record is from the annotation of a GenBank genome assembly. NCBI's taxonomy places the organism in Eukaryota, Fungi, Ascomycota, Saccharomycetes, Saccharomycetales, Saccharomycetaceae.